Molecule: messenger RNA, 2370 nt
Organism: Acipenser ruthenus (sterlet)
Lineage: Eukaryota; Metazoa; Chordata; Actinopteri; Acipenseriformes; Acipenseridae
Product: epithelial cell adhesion molecule-like
Exons: 9
Coding region: 429-1454 (341 amino acids)
Cellular component (GO): membrane
Source: RefSeq, a predicted model, not a curated record
AUGACUGCCUUGGUGUCCACCUGGAAUAGACUCUCAUAACAUGCCAAGAGAGGGCCAAACUUUCACAAGCAGAAAUUUAACACCGGCUUGUAAAGACAUGUUUUUUUUCAUGCUUGUACUCAGUUACCUUGCAGCUUUUACUUUUCUGUGUUUACCUGUUGCUGGGAAGGCAAGUAAUUAGAGGUCAGUACAAAUCACUAAAGCUAUUUCAAGCGGUACAUAGCCCCAAGGCUUGAGGUAUUUUAGCAUCAAGCACCCUGUGUGAAUAAUUCAACUUAAGAUAUAAUGACAAACUAAAGUGUUAAUUGACCAGAGCUGACUGGUUUAAGAUAACCUACUGCAGAGUCUGAAGGUGAGUCUUUCUGAAGAGUGGGGACUCUCUUUUCUAAUUAGUAGCGCUGGAUUUAGUAAAAAGAAACCCUGCAGAGAUGAAGCUGAAAACAAUCUGUAUUAUUUCUGUGUUGAUCUUUCAAAGUACAGUUGCUGUGUCUGCAGUGCCAGAUGAUGAAUGCCCUGAUGCCUUCCCGGCCCGUGAGAACUGUGAAUUUGAUGAAGUGUGCGAGGAUGCCUUUUGUAAAUAUAAUGAAUAUGUCACCUGUCACUUGAACAGGUGUGGGACCUGUGAGGCUGUUUUCCAUGGCCACGAUAAUCACACUGUCAACUGCAACCAAUUGACGCCAAAAUGCAGGCUGAUGCACCUGGAGAUGCUUCACAAGAGUAAGCAUGGGGGCAGUCCUCACGGGGGUCGGCUGGAUAUGGACAGUGUGUACGACCCGGAGUGUGAGAGGAACGGCACCUUCAGAGCCAAGCAGUGCGACGACGACUCCAAUCUGUGCUGGUGUGUGGACAGCGCUGGGGUCAGGGUCACUGACAAGACUGGAGACGACCCCAAAUGCGAUCGACUAGUACGUGUUCACCUCAUCGAGAUUUUUUUUACCUUCAAAGUUGAGUUUACGUUUUACACUGGUACAGAAGAGGAGGUACGAAGGAAACUGGCCAUUAAACUGGUCAAAGAAUACACAUUAAAGGCAACCCAAAUUCUAGAAAUAAGUAUUCAAGAGCUGUCCCAUGAGGUGUCAAUCAGACUGAGUGAGAACGGCACCAAAGAUCCUGUAGAUGUAGCUACAGUGGCCUACUACAUUGAGAGAGAUCUGAAGAAGAGCAAAUUCUCCCUUGAAGUUGAUGGCAGGAGCCUGGAAGUUGAGCGUGAUUCAAUCAAACUCCUGUUCUUUGACAACGAGCCCCCACGCAUCAACAUGAAGACCAUCUCCCCAGGGUUUGCUGCCAUCAUCAUAGUCAUUGCCUUGGCUAUUCUGACAGGAAUUGCAGUCUUUGUUGUGGUGAGAAGGAGAGCAGAACAAGAGAAACAGAGGAUGCAAUUUGAAGUCAUUGAGGGCCAGGGGCUUGACGAUUAUCACCUUGCUCAGAGGGAGACAAUGGGCUACUACUACUAAAGAGUCACUUUAAUCUAUUUCAUAGGCUGAUAUCCAGAUUGUACAGAGCUGAGGCUGCAAACUGAGUUCUUCGCAAUGCUAUGCUGUUAUUAAAUGUAGAAUUAUUUGUACUUGAGGAUUUUAAGAAUGUUUAACAAUAUCUGAUGAUGCCCAGGCAUCCAAAACUGGUUGUUACAGUUUAUGAAAUGUCUUUAUAUAAUUAAUGAUUAGAAUGUUUAAAAUUAUCUGUAUAGGUAUAAAUAUCAACAGUGCUGGUUUUGUGUGAAUAGGGUUUUGUCUAGCACACUAAUAAAAAAAAAAAAUAGGUUCUUUAUAAGAUUUUCUUUCUUUUUAAAAGUAUAUAUUAAUUAGUGUAUUUAGAAUUUUCAAACACACCAAUCAGAUAGGCUACUCUGCAGUAUUCCAGGUUUUGAUGAUGCAGGGUUAUUCACAAUGAUCAUGUCAGAAGGGGGCACCACAAACAUAGACUUUACAAGGGGGUGGAUUCCAAAUAAACUUCCCUUCAGAAUACAAAGACACGAGAUCAUGCAUACCUGAUGCUUAGUACUUUGACAGAUCACAUUCACAAUAUAUGGAGCAACUUUAAAUGUUGUUACACUUCAAAGCCGGUUUUCGGUUGCAUCAUUUUUAUUGGGCGCAAAUUGCAUUAUACUAGGUGCUCCAAGCAACGCUGACAUUGCACAGGUACAGUGGUUUCAACAAGAUUGUGUUUGGACAUAUAUUACCAGAUGCAUUGUUAAUGCUAUGACUGGUAGUAUUAGCAGCACAAAUCUAUAAAUUCAAUUUUCUAAAGCUAAUGUGAUGAUUGCUACAUUUUGUUUAUUCCAACAAAUGUUAUGCAUUUCAGAAUGCAUAUAAAUGCUAAUACUGUAUCUGUUUAGAUGGCUGGUAAUUAUAAAAUAAAAUCUAGGUAAAA